AUUGAGAAUGACUUUGACAUGCCUUUAUAAGCCUUCACAAUGCCUCCUGGAAUUUACCCUUUCUGUUAUUUUUGGUGAUUCAACAUGGCAGUAAUGGCAAAGAUUGUUGUUUUGAUUCUCAUUGCUAGUUUCAGUAAUGUCUUUUGUUUCCCAAAGAGGGAAGCUGCCCAUGAGGUUGAUGUUUCAACAACACCGUCCCCCAACAAUCAGACACAAACUGAAGCUGUGGAUGGUGCAAGUGAAGAUGUGGAAGCAGGCACUCCAGCACCUAAUCUCCACAAUCAGACCACUACUGCACAGCCUGAUGUUACUGAUGGACCAAGUGAAGAUGAUGUGGUAACUGCAACUCCAAAUCCCCAAAACCAGACAACACCUGUUGCCCAGACUGAAAAUGCUGAAACCCAUGGGCCAAGUGAAGAUGGUGUGGUAGCUACAACCCCACGUCCCCAAAACCAGACAACACCUGCUGCUCAGACUGAAAAUGCUGAAACCGAUGGGCCCAGUGAGGAUGGUGUGGUAGCUACAACCCCAAGUCCCCAAAACCAGACAACACCUGCUGCUCAGACUGAAAAUGCUGAAACUGAUGGGCCAAGUGAAGAUGGUGUGGUAGCUACAACCCCAAGUCCCCAAAACCAGACAACACCUGCUGCUCAGACUGAAAAUGCUGAAACCGAUGGGCCCAGUGAGGAUGGUGUGGUAGCUACAACCCCAAGUCCCCAAAACCAGACAACACCUGCUGCUCAGACUGAAAAUGCUGAAACUGAUGGGCCAAGUGAAGAUGGUGUGGUAGCUACAACCCCAAGUCCCCAAAACCAGACAACACCUGCUGCUCAGACUGAAAAUGCUGAAACUGAUGGGCCGAGUGAAGAUGGUGUGGUAGCUACAACCCCAAGUCCCCAAAACCAGACUACAUCAUCUGCCACAGGUGGAGUAACUGAUGAACCAAGUGAAGAUGCUGAGGUUGCCACCACGACCCAGAAUGCCCAAAACCUGACCACUUUGGCCCACACUGUAGGAACUGAAGGCCCAAGUGAGGAUGCUAUUGUGUUAACCACUGUACUGCAAAAUGGGACCACCCCUGCCCAAGACGUAGCCACCAUUACUGACUCCCAUGAUUCCUCCUGAAGUGGCAAUCAGAAUGCUAAUUCUAAAUGGAAUUCUUGUCAUCUUGGCUUUCUCCAUCUCAUUCAAUAAAUGCCAGAUUUUAUCCAA
This is a messenger RNA of Sardina pilchardus (European sardine), 1212 nucleotides long. Its product is annotated as cell surface glycoprotein 1-like. The transcript is spliced from 13 exons. Lineage: Eukaryota; Metazoa; Chordata; Actinopteri; Clupeiformes; Clupeidae. Bases 85 to 1125 code for a protein of 346 amino acids. The record is from RefSeq and is a predicted model, not a curated record.